CAAAUCUUUGUCAGAAUCAAACAUGGCACAACUUUAGGAGCACCCAUGAAGGUCACUAACACCCCACCAGUUAGACUUAACUUUACAACGAACUGCAGCAACAUUCUUUAAUGUCCAACAGCAAAAACAAGAGUGCUCCAGGAAAAGCAAAAUAGAAGGAAAGAGAGCGAGCGUUUGAGAGAAGUGGCUGUGUACUGCAGUGCUUGAAAACACUAGCUUUUAGCUCUAAGGACUUUACUCUCUUUUCCUCUCUUUCUUUCUCUCUCUAGGGGUUGAAGAGUAGUAGCAGCCACACACAUCCAUCCUCUUUAAAAAAAAAAAAAAACCCCAAAAAAUGGAUUGAUAAUUCGAAUCUCCAUCGAAUUAGCUCACUUUGUUACUCCAUAUCCCUUGGAAUCAAUCAGGGUUUGGUGAUUUUGGGUGGUUUAGUGUUUACGAUCUCUGGGUCGGCGGUUGUCUUUCUGUGAAUUUGAAGCUUGUAAAAUCACUGGCGAUAGCGGCUACUUCUUUAAUUGGGGGAUUGAUCUCUGCUGAUAUCUUUCUCUAUCAGGUUUUAUGCCAUGGAUGAUACACACUCAGUUGCAACACUUAUAGACUCGACAACCUCUAAGAUACAGCAGCUUCAGAAAGCAUUUGCUGAACUUGAAAGUCAUCGUGCUAUAACACUUAAUCUAAAAUGGAAAGAACUUGAGGAACAUUUCCAUGGGCUUGAGAAGUCCUUGAAGAGACGCUUCCAUGAGUUGGAAGACCAAGAAAAGGAGUUUGAGAAAAAAACAAGGAAAGCUCGAGAAAUGUUGCAGAAGCGUGAAGCAGCUGUUGUAGCCAAAGAACAAGAUUCAUUGGUGAGGUUACAAGAAAAGAGAGAUGCUGCUGUUUUUGCCAUUACUAAUGCUCUAGAGAAGCAUAGGAAAUUAUCAUCUGAGGAGCCUGCUGAUGUCAGCUGUGAUGGAGACAGCGGUGAACUCUCAGUUGAGGAGAAACCACCUGAUUCUGUAGCUUCUGAAAGUAACUUGGAGGACAUCAAAAGUUCUUUUGAGAAUGGGAAUUUCGAGGUGAAAUCUUAUCCCCAAUUGGUAAAACUAUGUGAAGAGAUGGACUCUGAAGGACUGCACAAGUUUAUAUCAGAUAAUCGUAAGAACCUUGCUGCCCUAAAGGAGGAAAUUCCUUGGGCAUUGAAAGCUUCAGCAAGCCCAGCCUGCAUGAUCCUGGAAUCUUUGGAAGGAUUUUACCCUUCAGAAGUGCCAAGUGUGGAUGGAAAGAAAGAUUCAAAUCUACUGGGUCUUAGGCGAACAUGUAUCAUGUUGAUGGAAUGUCUUAGCUUUUUGCUAAGUAAUCUGGAUAUGGCUUCUGCUUCUGCUGUAAUCUCUGAAGACAUUAAGGAGCAAGCAAAGUUAAUUGCUGCGGAAUGGAAACCAAAGUUGGAUGCUCUUGACGAUGCUAGUAAUGGUAACUCAUUGGAAGCUCAUGCUUUCCUGCAACUUCUCGCCACUUUUGGUAUUGCAUCUGACUUCAAUGAAGAAGAACUUUCAAGGCUGAUACCAAUGGUCUCUCGUCGUCGACAAACAGCUGAUCUCACCCGUUCCCUUGGUUUGUCUGAAAAAAUGUCAGGUGUAAUUGAACUUCUGGUGAAUAAUGGAAGGCAGAUUGAUGCCGUUAACCUGGCUUUUGCUUUUGAGCUUACAGAGCAGUUCUCACCUGUACCUUUACUGAAAUCGUACUUGAAGGAGGCAAAAAAAGCUUCUUCACCUGUCAGACUGGGAAAUGCCUCUCUCACUGCUCAGACUGAGGUUAAUGAGCGAGAGUUGACUGCUCUUAAGGCUGUGAUCAAGUGCAUUGAGGAGCAUAAUCUUGAGGUGCAAUACCCUGUUGAUCCACUUCAGAAGCGGGUUUUUCUGUUAGAGAAGGCUAAGGCAGACAAGAGGAGGGAAACUGAAGCCACAAAGCCUCAACCCAAGAGACCUCGCGCUAAUGGUGCAGGAUAUGGUCCACGAGUCACUAACGUAGCUGCUGACAAAACAUUCUAUCCGAGAGUCACCGAUAGGUACCUGCAGUACGUGUAUGACAGACCCUAUGUUUACCCUGGACCUGCUGACAACCAUGGCCCCUCUCUUCUUGGUUCUGCCACCUACAACUUCUCUCCCAGUCAUGGGAACUACUUCGGAAACGGCUAUCAGUAUCAGGCUCCGUAUCUUCACUAAUUUCCAAACAUGGUAAAAAGGUGACUGUGAUCCUCUCACUUUAGCUGUUAGCCUUAACCUUCCACAUUGCAGUGUAUGAAUGAGUUUAGCAUUAAAAAAACCAAAAAAAAAAGUGUCUUGUUAAUUUUAAUCUGGUGUACAAGAAGAUAAUUUGAUCCUCUAAUAUAUGCACUCUGUUUUUGUAUGUAUGUCCUCUGUUUUAUUCUUU
This is a messenger RNA of Durio zibethinus, 2406 nucleotides long. Its product is annotated as FRIGIDA-like protein 3. NCBI's taxonomy places the organism in Eukaryota, Viridiplantae, Streptophyta, Magnoliopsida, Malvales, Malvaceae. The record is from RefSeq and is a predicted model, not a curated record.